AUGUCCGGACCCGUGGAGGCUGUGAAAAGUCAGGGGACUCUUGGUGAUCCUAGUGCCCAUGAAGUGAACUUGAAUGCCAUUACUUCCAACCAAUACCUGCUUGGCCAGGUCGGUGGUCAUUUGACCGAUGCCCAAAAGGAAUUUGUGUUGCUCAGAUUGGAGCACCAUGGGUUGGAAACUUUGGAUGAUUUACCUGCCGAUGCUGUGUUCAUUAUCGAAAAAGUGGACACAAUGUCAGUUGAAGAAGCCCUCGCGGUCCUUAAGCAAGCCAUCAAGGACCACAACGGGGACUACAACAUCAGUUCAGGCGACCUUGACCUCUGGAAGAAGCUUGUAGCGCAUGAACAAGAUAGUGACGUGGAGGUACCGCUGGGCGGAGACCUCGGCGACCUGGACAACGAAAAAGCUAAGGACGGGAUCCAGAUUUCAGAAAAACCGCAUGGUGACAUGAUGAAUGAGACGGAAGCGUACGACUACACCAGAAUCGUUGACUGGUCAUUCCAAACGCGGUUGGAAGCAACUGUUAUUGCCUACUGGUCGCCUUAUGUUGAGGUGAGAUCGUGCACUGAUCCGUUUGACGACCCCAACGUCCCCGUAGAGACGUUGCGGGUAUACAUUCUCGGGAUUAUUUGGACAGGUAUUGGUUCCGUUAUCAACACCUUCUUCCACAACCGUCAACCUGCUAUCACCUUGCAGGCUGCGGUCGUGCAAAUUUUAUUGUACCCUUGUGGGGUGUUGUGUGCUAUGAUCUUGCCGAAAUGGAAUAUUGGCUUUGGCAAAUACAAGAUGCCUUUGAACCCGGGACCUUGGAACUACAAGGAGCAGUUGCUUUGUACCUUAUUUUAUGCAGUGUCUGCAGGUGUACCGUACGUUAUUGACAAUAUUCAGGUGCAAAAGAUGCCCAUGUUCUACAACAACGAAUGGUGUGACUUUGGUUACCAAGUGUUGCUUAUGUUGCUGUCCCAGUUCAUGGGGUUUGGUUUUGCUGGUUUGUUGCGGAAAUUCGUCAUCUUCCCCGUGCAAUGUCUCUGGCCCGAUAUGUUACCCACUUUGGCAUUGAAUAAGACUCUUAUGAAGCCUGCCAAGAAGGAGCGCAUCAACGGGUGGACAAUUUCCUCGUACAUGUUCUUUUUCAUUGUGUUUGUCGCCAGUUUCCUUUGGUAUUGGGUGCCUAACUAUUUGAUGGAAUUCAUUGGGACUUUCAACUGGAUGACGUGGAUUAAGCCAGACAACUUCAACCUCGUCACUAUAACCGGGUCAAACAAUGGGCUUGGUCUUAACCCGAUUACCAGUUUCGACUGGAACAUUGUCAAUUUCAAUCAAUGUCUUCAGUUCCCGUUCUAUUCAACUGUCACACAAUAUCUCGGUACCUUGUUAGGGUUUUUCAUCAUUGUUGGUUUGUACUACUCCAACUACAAGUGGACUGCGUUCAUGCCCCCUAACAGUAACGCCUUAUUCAACAACAAGGGUAAACGGUACGAUGUGAAAUCGGUUGUUAACGAACACCUGUUGUUCGACAAAGAGAAAUACGAAAAAGUCGGGCCUCCUUUCUACACCGCUGGUAACUUGAUGAUCUAUGGUAGUUUCUUUGCCAUUUACUUGUUCCUGGUUGUCUACGAAUUUGGUUCAAACUGGCGCCAACAAUGGUACUCCAUGAAGACGUUCUGGAAACAAAUUCGUACCUGGAGAAACUCUCUGGUCUACGACGGUUUUGAGGACCCGUUCCUGGUGAGAAUGAAGCGUUAUAAGGAAGUUCCCGAGUGGGUCUUUUUCAUUGUCUUGCUUUUGUCGGUCGUCUUGUCGAUUAUCUGUGUCCAAGUCUAUCCCGCUCAAACCCCAACUUGGACCAUCUUUUUUGCUUUGGCUAUCAACUUGGUGUUCUUGGUGCCGUUGACUAUGUUAAGAGCCGUGUCGGGUACCACAUUUGGUCUUAAUGUGUUGGUUGAACUUAUCAUUGGGUACGCUGUUCCUGGGAACGGUUUGGCUCUCAUGUACGUCAAGGCUAUCGGUUACAACAUCGACGGUCAAGCACAGAACUAUAUUUCCGACCAGAAGCUUACUCACUACGCCCUGAUUCCCCCUCGGGCUUUGUUCCGGUGCCAGUUGCUUUCGACUUUCAUCUCCUGUUUCGUGUCCCUUGGUAUGGUGCAAUUCUUGAUGACUGGUAUUAAGGACUACUGCAUGCCGGGCAACAAACAAAAGUUCACCUGUCCCAACAGUACCACUUUCUACUCGGCGCUGAUCACUUGGGGUGUGAUUGGACCUCAAAAGUCUUUCCAAUUGUACCCGAUUCUCAAGUGGUGUUUCCUCAUUGGCGCUGGCGCUGGAUUGGUGUGCCUUGUUUUCAAGUGGUACGGUCCUCAAAAGCUCACCAGACGGUUCCAACCUACCCUUUUCAUCAUUGGGUUGCUUGCCUGGGCGCCUUAUAACUUGUCGUACCAAACCAUGGGUUUGUACAUGUCCAUUGGUUUCAUGUGGUUCCUCCGUACCAGAUUCACCUCCUGGUGGUCCAAAUACAAUUACACGUUGCUGGCUGCAUUGACAGCUGGGUUGGCGUUCUCGUCGAUUAUCGUAUUCUUCGCCGUACAAUACCACGAUAAGCUGAUUGACUGGUGGGGGAAUAAUGUUUCGUAUGAAGGCUACGAAGGCGUGGCGGGAUCAUUGAUGAACGCAACUUUACAAGCACCCGACGGCUACUUUGGUCCUCGUAAAGGCCAAUUCCCUAUGUAA
Messenger RNA from Diutina rugosa, 2730 nucleotides. RefSeq lists its product as uncharacterized. The transcript has a single exon. Gene Ontology annotation, biological process: transmembrane transport. Gene Ontology annotation, molecular function: oligopeptide transmembrane transporter activity. NCBI's taxonomy places the organism in Eukaryota, Fungi, Ascomycota, Pichiomycetes, Serinales, Debaryomycetaceae. Bases 1 to 2730 code for a protein of 909 amino acids. The record is from RefSeq and is a predicted model, not a curated record.